Molecule: messenger RNA, 955 nt
Organism: Nothoprocta perdicaria
Lineage: Eukaryota; Metazoa; Chordata; Aves; Tinamiformes; Tinamidae
Product: baculoviral IAP repeat-containing protein 5.1-like
Exons: 4
Coding region: 1-549 (182 amino acids)
Source: RefSeq, a predicted model, not a curated record
AUGGAGGGGCUGUUGGAGGAGCUGGCUGCAUCUGCUAAGCUUCUGACUGAUUUUAAGGACAUGUAUGAGUAUGAGAACCGCCUUAAAACCUUCACGAAGUGGCCUUUUGCAGAGAACUGUAAAUGUACUCCAGAGAAUAUGGCCCGGGCAGGCUUUGUCCACUGUCCAAGUGCCAGUGAACCUGAUGUGGUCAAGUGCUUCUUCUGCUUGAUAGAGCUGGAGGGCUGGGAGCCAGAUGAUGACCCAUGGGUGGAACACUCCAAGCGUCAGAAAUGUGGCUUUUUAUCCCUUACCAAGCCCUUUGAUGACCUGACCAUGGAGGAGUUCUACAUGCUGGAGAUGUCACGGCUGAGAACUUUCCUUUGCAAGAUUGGCAGCAGCAUAAUCAACUCUUUUGAAGAAGAAGUAGCUGCAACUAGGAAGCGUCUUGUGGAUAACUUUGUCUCCAAACAUCAGUACCCAUCCCAGAUGCCAACAGAUUUCCUUGUUGAGCCACCUGCCCCAACUUCUGAAAGUUCUUGUUAUCAGCCAACAAAUCCAGAAGUGUGAAGUCUGACUCUAAAGCCUUAUCUCUUCUCUAUAUGGUAAAAGCAUUCAUAUUAUCUGAGUACUAACCAUAGCUAAAAAGUUGUCUAAGGAUUUCUUCUCUAAACAAUUUUAUAGACUGCCUGUAACAGAGGACAUAACUGUUUAUACUGCUCUUGCCCAUCACUGUGUAGUGUGACUAUGGGACUGCUGUUAGUCCACAUUAGCCACUACAUUAUGACUAUAUGAAAAUGUCUAAUGAAUUUUUUCUUGUUUUAUAGUUUGACUUCUGAAUAAAUAUUUGAAAUAACUGUAACAACUCAUUGUGGUCUAGAUUGAACCUGUCUAGCAGUAAAUCUUGAAGACAAAGCUAAACAGUUCUGCUUCACCUAUUGAACUUAUUGAAAGGAUUUGUUACUGUAAGUACUUA